Messenger RNA from Leguminivora glycinivorella, 1525 nucleotides. RefSeq names its product cytochrome b-c1 complex subunit 2, mitochondrial (gene UQCR-C2). Gene Ontology annotation, molecular function: metal ion binding. The transcript is spliced from 10 exons. Bases 89 to 1408 code for a protein of 439 amino acids. Lineage: Eukaryota; Metazoa; Arthropoda; Insecta; Lepidoptera; Tortricidae. Gene Ontology annotation, cellular component: mitochondrion. The record is from RefSeq and is a predicted model, not a curated record.
AAAAAUUAAAAAAGUCGUAUUUUUCGAUCGAUUUGGUAGUCGUGCCACUGCCAGUGUGAGUGCCCUAAAACCUUUAAAUUUUGGCAAAAUGGCAUCAAACGCACUGAAAAACUCUAUAAUUCGUCACCCUGGGGUUAGGGGUUACGCUCAGGCCGCUCAGGCUGCUGUGAAACAGCAGGCUGCUUCUCUACAGUUUGGUACGACCCAGAACAACACCUUCAUCGCUGCUUUGGACAACGGAUCUCCAAUCACAAGAGUGACUGUAGCCUUCAAGGCUGGUGCUCGUUUUGAGGCUCCCACUGAGCUUGGUCUGACCCACGUCCUGCGCACAGCGGCCGGACAGAGCACCGGUUGCGCCAGCGGCUUCAUCCUUGCUCGUAAACUGGCUCAGCAUGGAGCCUCUGUCACUUGUUCUGGUGACCGCGAGUUCAUCUAUUACACACUUGAGGCUACAAAGGAAAACUUGAGCCCUGCCCUAGAGUGCCUGAACAACCUGAUCUCCAAUCAGGAGUUCAGGCCGUGGGAGCUCAGCGACAAUGUGCCCCGCCUGAAGUACGACAUUGCUGCCCUCGCUCCUCAGGUGCGAGCGGUAGACCUGCUCCAUAAGGCAGCGUUCCGCAGAGGCCUGGGCAAUUCCCUCUUCAUCUCGCCCAAGAAGAUCGGCAAGGUGUCUUCAGAGUCCCUGCAGCACUAUGCCGCCUCAACCCUCACUCCUGCGCGUUGCGCUGUUGCUGUCAUUGGCGAGUCCAAGGAAACGGCCACCAUGAUCGCUCAAGCUCUGACACUGAACUCCGGUUCAGAAGCUAAAGGCGACGGUGGCAAGUACUUUGGCGGAGAACUAAGGAAGGAGACCGGCGGAGAACUCGUGCACGUGGCCCUCGGGCUGCAGGGCGCCAAGGCCGGCACCCCGCAGUCUGUCGCUCUUGCCGUCGCUGCCAAAGCUCUUGGCAACGGUCCGGUCACCAAAUGGGGAGCCGACAACUCCAUUCUCGCGAAGGCCAUCGGCAACAUCGGGCCCUUCGCUGCGGCCGGCUUUAACGUGGCUUACUCUGACAACGGGCUGUAUGGCGCCGUGCUGUCCGUGCCCAAGGAUGAGGCUGCUCAGGCCAUCAAAGCAGUAGCCACCGCCCUCCGCUCGCCAGUAUCCGCAGACGCCGUCGCGGCCGCCAAGGCCCAGCUGAAGGUGCAGCUGCUGAGCGAGGCUGAUGAGGGCACCAACCUGGCCGAGACCAUCGCCGCGCAGGGGCUGCAGACCGGCGCGGCCAGGAACCCCGCCGAGCUGGCCGGCGUUGUUGACAAAGUUACGGCUGCCGAUGUGACACAGGCUGUUGCGGCUGCCGCCAAGAGCCCGCUCACGAUGGCCUCCGUUGGUAACCUGGCCUGCACUCCAUACGUUGACGAGCUAUAAGAUAGCGCUAUACUACCAUAGUAAAUGUAUGUUUUGAGAUGAUAAUUUAAUGAGAACAUCUUAGUAAUCAUGGUGUUAUUUAUUGUUUACCUAAAUAAAUAAAUGAUUUGUUAUAGG